AUGUCUGAGGGUUCUUUUGUUUUUCCAGUUAAGAACAUCGGGGAAGCAGCCCCAAGUCAAGGUUCUUUCUUUUUUAAACGGCUUGUCCCUUCCUUUGGAGAACAAUGGCACCGGCGAUGGACGUGGGGAAAGCAUGUGCAGCAACAACAGCAAGAAAAAAAGCAGCUCCUGCACGACACUCUCGCCGUGGGAAUGCGCAAAGCCAAAUCGUCUCAAUGUAGUAUAAGCACUAUGGCUUCUGGAAAGACGGCCACCGGCACCAAUGGCAACAGCAACUGUGGCAGUAACGGCACCAGCCUGGACCUCGGUAUAUCAGGGUCAAAGGUUACCAGUGGUGCCUCUUUCGCAACCAGGAACAGCAGUAGCGGCAUCAACAACAGCUCGGUCAGCAGUGGCAUUUCAAGCCAGCUGCGACUCGGGUCCUGUCCUGCCCUCAUUAGGAGCCGAUACUCUUUGCCGUUGACAGAAGCCCCUUUCACCAGCAGCAGCAGCAAUCUGUGCCUUCAGCAAACGGCAGCACCAGCUCACGCAACUGUUGCUUGUGAGAAACAUUCGGAGCCUUCCGCAGCCUGCUUUCAGUCUCAGCAGGAGAACAAGCAGCCGAGGGAACAGCAGCAGUUGAGAGAGCAGCCGGAACAGCAUCAGGCGGAGCAGCAGCAGGAGCAGCACCAUCAGGAGCACCUACAGGGGCAGCAUCGAGAGAAGUGUAUGCAGAUCGCGCGGAAACAGGACCAGCUGAGAGAGCAUGAUAGAGAUUACGUCAGCCGCCUGGCACAGCAGCAGCAACAACAAGUGAACAAGCAGCGGCAGCAGCAACACUCUAAAGAGCAUCAGCGCAUCAAGUGUAAGCAAGAAUCAAAAGAAAAACACCAGCAACGCCAGCAUGCCGAAAGCCAGGACAGCGUACAGACCCAUCCUCCCUCCGGUGCUCUGCCCGUGCAUCCUCCUUCUGUAGCUUCAGAACACGAAUCACGCCACUUCUCUGUUGCUGCAGCAGCAUGCCUUAGUGGCAUCGGCUCGAGCAGCAGCAACAGUGGCAGCACCGUUAGUGACAACAAGGACAGGCAUACCGUGGAUCUGCCGUCUGAAGCUCUUGACGCAGCUGCAGAAGCAAUGCGAGGGGUGUCGGAGCAGGUCCGAUUGGCCCGACUUCGGCUGCAAGAAGAGCGCCUGAAGCAGCAUUAUCACACGCAGCAACUCCAGCAGCGGAUGAAGCCUCAGCCGAAGCAGCAGCAGCGUCGGCAAGCCGUUGACGUCUUGGCCGUAGGCGGCCCACCACCUCCGCGAAGGCAUUCGAGGAACUGUCGUCUUGAUGAAGGGUCGUACUAUACUUUCAAGUCUGCAAGGGUGAAUGGAGUCACGGUGGAGCUGAAAAAUAGAGAAGAAGUUGCAGCAUCGAUCCACAGACUUCAUUGCGAAUACGGAAUUCCCGUUUGUAGGGAAUUCGGAUUUCGCUAUUUCAUGCUGGCUGAGCAGCACCCGCUGCACCGGAAAGCAGGUUCAGUUAUUCGAAAGCCUUUUAAUAACAUCAGAGACCGGCAAGACGCAUUGCACCAGCGAGCCGCCUCCAAGAGCGGGCGUUCAGUCCGGCCGGCAACCGCAGCAGCACCAAGUAACAGCGACAGCGGCCAGAAACUUAGUACCAAGUGGUCUUAUUCCAUACGGAUUCGGAUACGGCAGCUACAGAGGCCUCAAGAAUUAUUGCAACUGCCGACGCAGCUCGGGAUAUUUUUCCACGAAUUGGCCCAUCUCCGGUUCAUGAAUCAUGGCGUGGGCUUCGCAUGUCUACUAGCUCGCAUAUUUCGCUACGCGACAGAGCGGGGACUCUUUGAGCCGGGCUGCGAGUCAGAAUUGCCUUCUCCCUGGCUGUGGGAAAGGGUCGUAUUCUAUUGUGGCGGCUUCGUGUCGGAUGCUGUGCUUCGGCAGCUGCUGCUAGCAGAUCCAAAGGCUCGCGCUGCUGCAGGCACUGCGUGCGAUCUCGAGGCAGCGCCAGCUGCGUCCACUGUUGCCGCUCAGCGACGUCUUCAAGGAGAAGAAGCUGCUGAUUCAAUGCAGCCAGGUUUCGAGGAAAAACCAACUAGUUGUGCUUAUCCUUCAGCAGCUCCUUCUACUCCUUCUUCAGCUGUUGGAGCAGUGCCGGCAGAGGCUGUUGCCAGCUGUGAAAAGACUUCAGAGAAGACACGCAGUAGUCUCAUGCUGCAUGAGGCUGCACGCAUCCAGACGAAGCCCCUGAGAGUGCAACAGCAGCAGCGUCAAAAGCCCAGAAGGCCCUCCUGUAGUGGCACUUUUCAGUUCACCAAUCCCCAUCCUACUGGAUCCACCUACAAGACAGCAGGACGAACUGCUAGCAGUAGCAUGAUUAAUAGCUCUGUCUCAGCUCCCCGGCGGUCAACAGGAAAGCUCAGUACUUGUGCACCGCAGACAGAGCUUUCGCUACAACAGCGAAAGCAACAAAAGCAGCAGCCGCAGGCUACACAAGAGCAGCAGCAGCUGCAACAACAGAGCCUAAAGCGUCGCAGUAGUAGCCAAAGUAGCAAUAGCAGCAGUGGUGUGAAACAGUGUGGCAGCCAGUUCUCACAGCAGCGCAAGAGAGAAGCCAGCGUGCGAAGGAUUCCUGUCCCUAUAAAGCGUGGGUCGCCCCAAGCAGUCGCGCGCUGA
Eimeria necatrix is the source of this 2658-nucleotide messenger RNA. RefSeq lists its product as hypothetical. The coding region runs from base 1 to 2658 and encodes 885 amino acids. The record is from RefSeq and is a predicted model, not a curated record. NCBI's taxonomy places the organism in Eukaryota, Apicomplexa, Conoidasida, Eucoccidiorida, Eimeriidae. The transcript has 7 exons.